Messenger RNA from Hibiscus syriacus, 1970 nucleotides. RefSeq names its product protein NUCLEAR FUSION DEFECTIVE 4-like. Bases 105 to 1790 code for a protein of 561 amino acids. The record is from RefSeq and is a predicted model, not a curated record. The transcript has 3 exons. Gene Ontology annotation, cellular component: membrane. NCBI's taxonomy places the organism in Eukaryota, Viridiplantae, Streptophyta, Magnoliopsida, Malvales, Malvaceae.
UCGCUGACGACAAAAAUACAUUAUAUUCCAGUAUAAUAUUAUUUUCCAUAUGCCCACCAUUCUAAAGCUGAGAAGCAUCAACCCUGUUUUCACAGAGCUGCAAAAUGGGUGGACUGAAAGAAAAGUUUCAGGCUUUUAUGAACAACAGAUGGCUGGUUUUUGUUGUUGCGAUGUGGAUACAAUCCUUCACUGGACCUGGAUUUCUAUUUGGUAGCAUAUCGCCUGUGAUCAAAGCUGCUUUGAAUUAUAAUCAAAGGCAGCUUUCCCGGUUGGGUGUGGCCAAAGAUCUUGGAGCCUGUGUUGGGUUUUUAGCCGGGAGCUUGUCUGAGAUUUUGCCUUUUUGGGGUGUUCUGUUCGUCGGUGCUUUGCACAAUCUUGUUGGUUAUGGUGGCCUUUGGUUGAUUGUUUCUGGGAGAGCUCCAGUUUUGCCUCUGUGGGCUAUGUGCGCCUUGUUAUUUGUGGGAGCCAAUGGCCAGACCUACUUCAACACGGCUGUUCUGGUUUCCUGUGUGCAAAAUUUCCCCAAGAGCAGGGGUCCAGUGGUGGGAAUUCUAAAGGGAUUUUCUGCUUUGAGUGGUGCAGUUUUGACUCAGAUAUACACUACCAUUAAUUUCCGAGAUCAAUCAUCUUUGAUACUCAUGCUUGCACUUGGACCAUCAAUGGUGGUUGUUGCUUUUAUGUUCAUUAUCAGAUCUGUUGAAGGUCACAAACAAGUGUACCCAUCAGAUGGUUUGAGUUUUGCAGUUAUUUAUAGUGUGUGCCUCCUCUUGGCUGCUUACUUGAUGGGGAUCAUGAUUCUUGAAGAUGUUGGUACCUUGAACCACAGUUUAGUAACAGCUUUUACUGUGAUUUUGUUUGUUCUUAUUUUCAUUCCCAUCAUGUUAAGUUUUCGCAAAGAGCCUAGUGAUCCUGACCAAGAGGUUCUUCUACCUAAGACCGAGCAGCGAGAAGAUGGAAACUCUGAUCGGAAUGCUCGAGAACAUGAAGUAGUAUGCAGUGAGGUUGCAGAUGAAAUGCCCGAGGAAGUAGGUGCCAAGAGGACUCGAGGUCCUAGGGCCGGGGAGGACUUUACCUUGAUGCAGGCUUUGAUCACAGCAGACUUUUGGCUUAUCAUGUUAUCUCUUCUAUUGGGUUCAGGAUCAGGGUUGACAGUGAUAGAUAAUCUUGGUCAGAUGAGCCAAUCUUUGGGGUAUGAUAAUGCUCAUAUAUAUGUGUCUGUAAUUAGCAUUUGGAACUUUCUCGGUCGGGUCGGCGGAGGUUCCUUCUCGGAGAUCAUCGUGAGGGAUCAUGCUUAUCCAAGACCGGCAGCCAUCGCUGCUGCGCAGCUCGUUAUGGCCGUUGGCCAUGUCUUCUUUGCCAUGGGAUGGCCUGGAGCAAUGUAUAUUGGUACUAUGUUGAUCGGGCUUUGCUACGGUGCUCACUGGGCAAUUGUGCCAGCUACUGCCUCUGAGUUAUUUGGCUUGAAAAAGUUUGGGGCUCUCUACAAUUUCCUCAAUCUGGCGAAUCCGGCAGGUACACUUAUCUUCUCAAGUCUAAUUGCCAGCAGUAUCUAUGACCGAGAAGCCGAGAAACAAGCUCAUCAACAUCAUAUGCAGCCACGGAUUCCGGGGUCGAUUUUAUCCGGAAUGUUUGGCGUAGAUGAACCGCCAAAGUGCGAAGGCUCUAUAUGCUUCUUUCUGAGUUCCAUGAUAAUGUCAGGAUUCUGCAUCAUUGCAGCUGGUUUAAGCAUGAUACUUGUGUACCGUACUAAGACUGUUUUUGCUCGUCUUUACGGAAAAUCUCACACUUAAUGUCAAGGAAGAGAUCUUGCACUUGAUGUCGAGGACAAGAUCGAGUGAUAUAGGAGGGUUCUUCCACGAAUACUGUAAGCCUAUUCUAAAACCAGUUCUUUGCUCUGUAACCUGGUUCACUGCUUGUAUUAAUAAUAUUUAAAGAACAUUUCUUAAGUUCAAAGUGUCAGUUUCAUUCCA